UCCCCGCUCACCAUGAACACCGAGGAGCAGUAUUACGCCUCGGCGCAGCUCUACAAGGAGUCGUGUGCGUUUCAGAGAGCCCAGGCGCAGGAUUACAACCCCAGCCCCCCCGCCUGCCUGUACAUGGGCAGGCAGCAGCAGACUCCUUACCCCAGCGCCUUAAGUGCUCUCGAGCAAGGCAGCCCGCCAGACAUUUCACCUUACGAGGUGCCCCCCAUCACAGAGGAUGCCGGGGUCUCCCACCUUCAUCAUCACCAUCACCACCACCACCCUCAUCUACCUCCUCCUCACCAGGACGCGCUGCCUUUCGCAGACGGGGCGGACACGGGGGCGAUAGAGGAGCCCCGAGUGCAGGUGCCUUUCGCCUGGAUGAAGUCCACCAAAUCGCACGCCUGGAAGGGACAGUGGACCGGGGGAUCCUACGUGGUGGAACAGGAGGAGAACAAGCGGACGAGGACGGCGUACACCCGGGCGCAGCUGCUGGAGCUGGAGAAGGAGUUUCUCUUCAACAAGUACAUUUCCAGGCCGCGGCGGGUGGAGCUGGCCGUCAUGUUGAACUUGACCGAAAGGCACAUCAAGAUCUGGUUCCAGAACCGGCGGAUGAAGUGGAAGAAGGAAGAGGACAAAAAGCGAGGGGCGGGCAACAGCAAUGACCCCGAGCAAGACUGUGUGGUGUCCUCCGGGGAGCUGCAGGGCAAGGAGGAUCUCCAGUCGUGCCCCCCCGGGAACUUGUCCUCGGGGGCCGCCAGGGACCUGCUCGCCCCCAGCCUCGCCCCCAGAAGGCAGCAGGACACUCGGUGAGCCGCGGGGAGCCCCACGUCCCGGGCCGGGGAAGUGGAUGGGACCGGGGAGAGGGCCGAGAGGGUGGCACCGGCUCCCCGCCGCCGUGCCAUACCGUGGCCGACCCUCUCCGCCUUCCCCCGGCGACACUCGGUGCCACCACUCCGAAACUCCCGUCCUCCGAAAAUUAAAUGAAGGGUGUUCGGCUGUAGCAGAGACUCUCUGCGGGCCGUAGGGCCGGAGGAGGCCUCAGCGAGACGCCGGGAUGGCGGCGAGCCCGGCCCCACUCUCGCCGGGCACCCCGCGCCGCAGCGGACCCUCCGGGGCAGCUUCCCCCGGGGAAGGCGGAUCUAGGGCGGCCACCGACGGUGUGUGCAAUCCUGUGUGCACGGAGCGGCAUGGAAACCGGGGAAGAAGCGAGCGCACGCCGCCUUACCACAGACGGCUGCCCGGUCGGGACGUCGGUCCCGCCGUGCCCGGCGCUGCUCAAGCGCGGACGCGGAGCCGAGCAUCCCAGACCUUCCCGGGGCUGGCACCCCGUCGUCCCCAUCCCUUCCAGAGGCCCCGUGUCAUCGGCUCUACCGAGGACUACUUCCCCAGGACUAUUCCUUAUUUGGAAACUGGAACUUGUUUUGUUUCGUUUUCUUUUGCCUUUGGGGGGAAAAAAAAAAAAAAGAAAAAAAAAAGGGAAAAAAAAAAGCCCGUGCGUCCUGCGGGCAGAAUUUGUCUUCCCCAGUGACCGGCUCCCGAUGACCGGCACAGGUAGCCAGACACUCCUCCGGGCUCCCCCAGCGGCUCCACGGCCGUCGGGGCUCCGCGGCGGGUGGCGGGGGCUCCGCGGCGCGCAGGGUUACGCUCGCCUCCCGAAGGGGUGGGUGCAAGCCCGGGCAUGCGGCAGAAAAUCCGUGGGUGAUCCCUGGCCAGGGGGCAGAGGCAGAUCGGGCUGUGAGCCGAGAGCGGGACGUGUCCGACGGGAUAGAGCUGGUCCCAGGGACAUUUGCCUCUGGGGAAAAGCUUCUGCCUCUCUUCUCUCUCACAAGUUCGGACUCUGCGUCGGAGAGAAGAAACCUCCCUGCAGCACAAGCUCCCGGCCCAGCGUGCAGGAGGGCCUGGCUCCUCCGGGCUGAAGCGGGGCAAGAGCCCGGCCGGGCGCUUCCCUGCGGGGAGCCGGGCAGCGGAGGCUCCGCCGCCGAGCGUCCCGGACCCAUCCUGCCUUCUCUUCAGACGCUGCCCGUCUGUUGCCAGAAACAUCUUCCCCGUCGCCACAGGCAUUUUGUACAAGGGAAACGAGCUGUUCCAGUGACCGCCUAAAACAGCGUCGGAAAUUCAACUAAGUGAGGAAAAAAAAUCAAACCAAAACUGGAAACAGAAAGUAGCUGUUGGAAGGAAGCAGGAGCUGCCCGGGUUUGCUGUGGGUCAGGCGGAUUUACCUUCUCUCCUCGACGGAGUGGUUCAGGAUCUGCUCCCCCGCCCAGGCAGCAACAACCCCUCAAGCAUCCCUCGGGGACGGCCACAGUCCGCCCCGGGCUGCGGGGCCGGGAGUGCCGUGGGGGGAGGAGGAGAGCCUGUCCCACCCUGCCCAGAGGAUGUUCCCAGUCCCACGGCUGAAAGCGAGAGGGAGAGGAAGUAGCUUGCCACAGCUCUUUGGUUUUUUUUCCAUCUUACACGAGACCUAACAAUUAGGUGGAGACUUGAGCUGAAGGCGUAAUUCGUCUAUUGCAUUUCUUUUCUUUGGGGGCAUUAAGAUGUGUGUGCAAACAGGGACAUUUCUGGUCAUUUUUCCUGCAAGUUGCCUGAGAAAUUUAUCAUCCAAACCUGUAUAUCCUUAUUCAUCAAAACGCAGUCAAUGAGUGAGAACUUUACUAAUGAUUAUAUGAGCAAAAUUCAAAUAAAGCUGUUCUGCUUAAGAAGCAAAGCACCGCAUUAAUUGAAGUAACAUUUCUCAAACUUUGGGGGGUCAUAAAGCUAUUUUUAAACCUCAGCAUUGCUCAUCGCUAUUUAUUAGCAUCAACCUGUCACACAGUGGAACAACUUCCACGUACCUUUUACAAUGUCUGGCAUUGAAAUUGCAAUUUGGGAGCCACUAUAAAAAUAGAUCUAGCUGCAGAAAGGAUGUCUAUCACACCAAAUACUGCGACAAUCUGCUAAGAUUCAUACAGUGCAUUGCCCUGGGUAAACAGCAUACACAGUGGCUGAAAUUUUGCCUGUCCUUUCUCUAGUGUAACACAUUCAGUAUCGAUUUUCUCCAUGCAUGCUGUAAAAACAGAGAAGUUGCAGAAUUGAUAUGAAUUGUUUGACCACAGUGCCAAGGUAUUUUUAUGAGUGGAAGUAGAAUCAGACCUGCAUGGUUUAGUUUUAAUUAAUA
Molecule: messenger RNA, 3145 nt
Organism: Grus americana (Whooping crane)
Lineage: Eukaryota; Metazoa; Chordata; Aves; Gruiformes; Gruidae
Gene: PDX1
Product: pancreatic and duodenal homeobox 1
Exons: 2
Coding region: 13-801 (262 amino acids)
Biological process (GO): regulation of transcription by RNA polymerase II; type B pancreatic cell differentiation
Cellular component (GO): nucleus
Molecular function (GO): RNA polymerase II cis-regulatory region sequence-specific DNA binding; DNA-binding transcription factor activity, RNA polymerase II-specific
Source: RefSeq, a predicted model, not a curated record